CACUAAAUCAAAAAUAAAAUAUACAACAAAACACACAAAAAAAAAAAUCAUUGCCCACACAAUUCAUAUGAACUGAAAAAAAAAAAAAUAUCAGAGAAAAAAAUUCAUUCAACUUUAAUGGCUGCUUCAAAAGGCUAUUUUUCCAAAUCAAACUACCGUUUCCUUUCUAACGGAAACCGUAACGUUUCCGUUACUUCUUCUGAUAUGGAGCUCAACGAAUCCGAUAUCUGGAACUCACCGUCGCAGUCACCGUCGCCGGCGCGUGGAUCAGCGCGUGCAUCUUCACCGGUUGCAGCAACGGCGCGUUGUUCAUACAGAAAACAACCGGUAAUAAAACCUCGAGUACCGUCUUCAGUACCGGUAAACGUACCGGACUGGUCGAAGAUAUUGAAGGACGAGUACAUUGAGAAUCAGUUCCGAAUAGACCACGAUGAUGAUGAUGAAAAUGACGUGGAAGAUAGAAUUCCACCACAUGAAUUUCUGGCAAAGCAAUUUGCCAGAAACAGAAUUGCCUCGUUUUCUGUGCAUGAAGGUGUUGGAAGGACACUUAAAGGUAGAGAUCUGAGUAGAGUAAGAAAUGCAAUCUUUGAAAAAACUGGAUUCCAAGAUUGAAACUGAAUUAAUUCGGUUCGGUUUGGUUUUUCGAUCUUCAUCGAUCUAACUUUGAGAAAAUACAAAUUCGUAUUUUCCUACUUUACAAAAAAAAAAAAAGGAUAUAUAUAUAUUUUUUUCUUUACUUGUUUUUGAUAUGUUUAAUCUUUUUCUUAUUGUUUUUGUUAUUUUUUUAUUUUUUUUAAAGAGUUUUAGGUGCAUGAAUUUUGAUUUAUCUGAGUAUUGUAAUUUACGUGAAAUGUGACGAGUGAAAAUGAAAGGAUGUAAUACUAAUAUAUACUAGUUGUAAUACUAGUAUAUUUCUACCUUUGUUUAUGUUAUGUUUUUUUUUUUUAAAGAGUUUUAGAUGCAUGAAUUUUGAUUAAUAUGAGUAUUGUAAUUUACUUGAAAUGUGACAAGUGAAAAUGAAUUUUGAUUAAUAUGAGUAUUGUAAUUUACUUGAAAUGUGACAGUGAAAAUGAACGGAUAGUAAUAUAUGCUAGUUGUAAUACUAGUGUAUUUCUCUUACUAGUAUAUUUCUCUUAUUGUUUAUGUUAUUUUUUUAUUUUUUUUAAAGAGUUUUAGGUGCAUGAAUUUUGAUUUAUCUGAGUAUUGUAAUUUACGUGAAAUGUGACGAGUGAAAAUGAAAGGAUGUAAUACUAAUAUAUACUAGUUGUAAUACUAGUAUAUUUCUACCUUUGUUUAUGUUAUGUUUUUAUUUUUUAAGAGUUU
Capsicum annuum is the source of this 1323-nucleotide messenger RNA. RefSeq lists its product as uncharacterized. The transcript has a single exon. The record is from RefSeq and is a predicted model, not a curated record. Bases 118 to 612 code for a protein of 164 amino acids. NCBI's taxonomy places the organism in Eukaryota, Viridiplantae, Streptophyta, Magnoliopsida, Solanales, Solanaceae.